Acipenser ruthenus (sterlet) is the source of this 12901-nucleotide messenger RNA. RefSeq names its product zinc finger protein 501-like. The transcript is spliced from 2 exons. Bases 4856 to 6277 code for a protein of 473 amino acids. Gene Ontology annotation, biological process: regulation of DNA-templated transcription. Gene Ontology annotation, molecular function: DNA-binding transcription factor activity, RNA polymerase II-specific; RNA polymerase II cis-regulatory region sequence-specific DNA binding. NCBI's taxonomy places the organism in Eukaryota, Metazoa, Chordata, Actinopteri, Acipenseriformes, Acipenseridae. The record is from RefSeq and is a predicted model, not a curated record.
AAAUUAAAGUUUAGUUGUUUGCGACGCACGGGUGUUGCAGACCCAGGCUUUGUUUACAAAACCAACAAGGCCGAUUCAAUUUAAAAUGUAACAAAUAAAAAAUGUGUAAUAUAUAUAUAUAUAACAUGUGUGCGUGUGUGUUUGAAAAGAGGUAUAACUGCAGUGUACAAAAAUGAAGUUGUGUGUUUUUUUUUUUUUUUUACACAAAAGCUUUUUAGCUGUGUAGAAAGAAAAGUAAACAUAGUGCAGAAAAAGGGCUUGUGUCGAAACAUCUCAAUCGUUGAAACCUUUGUGCACAUAAAAAAACGGUUUAUUUUACCAGAGCUAAAUGUGUCAAAUGUGAUUUUCUUGAACGUGUUUACAUUUCCUUGUUGACCAAUAAGUUAUUUGAGCAUCACAAAAGUGCAAUAGGACUUUUUUUUUUUUUUAAAGCAUGGGCCAAAGGAUAAAUAUAGCUACUAUUCGAGACGUUAUUAUUUGAAUAUCGUUGCUGUUUAUAAUGUUGAUAACUAAUAACCAACUGUAAAAAAUAAAGCAUUUGCAUUAUUUUAUUUAACUGUAUAUUACCAAAAAUCUAAAUUAUACUCGCUGAAUGUAGAUAAAAUCUGGACUAGUAAACUUUCUUAUUCAGUGACACUGAGUCAAGUUUUGGUACCUAUACCUAUUUCACUCUCUAAAAGCAGUACAACAAUUCAGUGUUUUAAUCAAUGUCAAGUAAUUGUCCAAAAAUGUUGUGUCUCAAUCUGGCGUCUAAGACCCAGUUCACACUACUGUGCUUUGUUAAAAAAGUGGGAGGCAAACAGAAGGACUUAACUGCAAAGCGUAGAGAGGCAAAUGCAUUUUUUAACAAUUAAGAAGCUUAAAAAACCAAGCAAACAGUUUUAGUAAUUGCAAACCUACAAAAUCAGGCAGGUGUUUCACCAUACAAUGUUCAAUAUGUACUUAUUGAGCAGGAUUAAUUACAAAUACAUGCAAGUAGCACCAAAUGGCACAACUGCUACCAAUGGCAUCUCUGCACAGUGCUACACCUGUAAUUCCCACAUGUAUUUUAUUUUAUCAAAAAAGUGUUAAAUAAAGAAAAGCAAGUACUGUUUUUUAGAAGCUAAGUAUGCCCUACGUUAGGCAGUUCAAAAUGUUUGCCAUGUCAGAAGCACUGGCUUUCUUUCUAAAAUAAAACAUUUUCUUUUGCGGAAUAAAACAAGUUUCACAGUAUACAUUUAACAGUAUAAACAGUAUGGUCUUAUUCUUCUAAGACAUUGUGGUCCACUGAGUUAGAGGGCAAAGUUUAACCAUAAUAAAAUAAGUUAAAACAAUAAUGUAACUUCUGCUAGUUAUCUCUUGCUAGUUUUAAAAUAUUUAGGUUUUUUACCUUAAAUGUUGGGGCAAGUUUUGCACUUGCUUCGGAUCGGGUACGUUAUUUUAUAUCUUUAACAAGGGCUGACAGAGUGCAGAACGACAGGGAUAGCAAUAUAAGCAACAAUUCUUGAACUGCCUUAUGAUUUCAGGUGCCUUUACAGUAAGAUGACACUGUCUGUUAAAGAAAGACUGCGACUCGUUUUCUAUACAUAAAUACAAUACUUCACUUGAACAAUGCAAGCAAAUUCCUACUUGGUUUGAUUGAUCCCGUCUGGUUGUCUUUUUUAUAUGAAUAUACUUAAUACAGAAUAAAUACAAACUAAACUAACAACUACCUAGCCUAUAUUAUUUAAUUAAUCAUUUUUUGUAGUCUCCAAACUGCCUGGUAUAAAUAUAUAUAUAUACCGGUGUUGUGCCAAGCAGCGUCAUCGGAAGAAUGGUGCCUCAUUUGUAGUCAGUACACAUUCAUUUGCACAGGCCUACAAUAUUUUUUUCCUCCAUCUUUGCCAAAAAGUGUCACUCGCAAUUAAAAUAUCAAAUCAAUAUGAUAGUUAUACAGUCUAUUGCACAUUGUUGCUUUAGUCGUAAUCUUCAAUGAGACACAAUUGCUGGCAACACUAUUUGGCAGGGGACACUGCCAGGUGACACUAUUUGGUAUAACACCGGUAGUUUGACUCCCCUGUGCCAUAUAGGUUAGGUGCCUACAGUCUCGAUCAGUUACAGUUAAAAAAUCAUAAAAGGUCACAAAAAUCAAGUUUUUGUUGAAAACAUUUUUACAGUUUUCCACAAAAAAAAAUAUACACACACACACACACAGCCCCCCUCCCCCCUCCCUGAUUUUUACGGUAAAUUGCUCGGUGACUUUGAACCUUUUCAAUAAAUGGAGUGGGAAAGUGGGUACAAACACUUCAUGUAGAGAAUACUGUUUUUGACAUUUUAAUCAAGUCUAUGUGGGGUAUAUAAACCUGUUUUAAUAUAGAAAAUAGACACGUUUUUAGAGGAAGAUGGUAUUUUAGAUUUAUAUAUAAUUUGAGAAACGCACAAAACGAUUGGCUUCCUAUACAUACCGUCCUAAAGUGCAGUUAAAUUAUUUAUAUGAACAUCUGUAAUCCUAGUUGACAUGGUGGAUGUACUCGUAUAGCACCAAAUGCUGUACUAAUAAUUCAGAUAGCUCUCCAAUUUAAUGCAGUACCCUGUGCAAAUCUCUGAUCCUUACUUCUACAAUAAAAGUCCCCACUCACCGGUCGUUGUAUUUCAGGAAAGAUAAAAUGUCAUAUCACAGGUUAUACUUUUACUUGUGUGAAGCUCCAUGUGAGAACUUGCUCUUAACAUUAUCUGAUUUGUUUUAAUUAUGUUUUGCACAAGAUCUCAUGAAUGAAAUAUAAUUAUAUUAUGAAUAUAAUAUAAAUAUAUGAUACAGCAUUCAUUGCAUACCAUACAGUGAUACUUAUGUCUAUAUACAUUUCUCAAUAACAAAGAUAUUUAAAAAUACACUUUUAUUAAAACAAAACAAUAUACACAAUACAUGUACACAAUUCAAAAUAUACAAUACAAAACAAUAUAUACAAUAAAACAAAGGUGUAAGGGUGGGUAUGGGAAGGGAAGGAUAUAUUUACAGAAGGUGUGGUUUAAUUCCAUGCUGGAGGUUUUUUUAGGAAUAUAUCACUACCAGUGUCAUUCAUAUGGACACCAAUCCCCCUAAAAAGCCCAAUCUGAUCAUAAUUAAUUUCGGGGUGCCAAAUCCCCCCCCUAAACCCCUUACAAAAUCCGAAAUUACAUUGUUCACCCAGUUACGUGCUUUGUUUAUUUUUGGAAAUGCCAUUACAUCUUUCCAAAGAUGUCGCUGGGUGAUGCACGAGAAAAUAAUUUUUGUAUUUGGAAAUAGCUCAUGCAAAUUUGUUAAAUCUUUUUUCAUUUUUCUAACUAAUUUCACACUUUUCAAUUUACCCAAAUCAUUGCCUCCAGUGUGAAUCACCAGGAUAUCAGGUUUGGAAGAAGGGGAAUUAAAAAAUAAAUCAUAAAACAAAAAAAUGCCACCUAAAGGGGCGUUCACACCGGACGCAGUGUGGUUUUCAAUGAAGGCGGUUACGCGCAGCGGAAGAGAUGAAAUAUGUUCAGCUUUUGCCGCUCUGCGUCGUGACGUAACCUACCAACAGCCAAUCGGAAAAGUAGGAGGUUCCUUUGCGAGGAAGAAAUAAAAAAAUAAAAUGGAGGAAAAGCUGUUAGCUUAAUUUCAGAUUUCCUGGCGUUGUAUAAUACAACAAUUAAUAGUUACAGGGAGGACUGUGGGUGUACAAAUGGGAUUACCAGGUAAGUGAAUAUUAAAUAUACAUAAUUACUUAAAUGAGAUAAUAUAUAUUUUUUGUGCUAAACUCCACAUUGAAAAUAAUUAUGCACCUGCUACUAUAACGUAAGCAUUUUUUUUUGUUGCUAAAUUAACUGCAGACAGACUUUUAAAAGAUAAAGCAAAACGUUUUAUUUGGUGUACAUAUAUUUUAACAGUUUUUAACAAAAUUAAUAAAAAGAGGGGGGUGAUUGUGGUGGUUGUGUUUCGCUCCUCAGUUUUGUCUUUUGUCAGUGUCUUCAGUUCUGUCAAAAGAGUUUUAUUUUCCCGCUGGCAUUUACUGUUUGUUGCUCGGCAACCAAAAGCCACUGUACCUGCAGCCGUGACGUAACAACCGCCCACUGACUUCACCCUGCCGCGUUUGGUGUGAACAGUACUGCAGCGCGGCGCGCAAGCAGACGGCAUGCACGCAGCGUCCGGUGUGAACGCCCCUUAAGCCCCCCUUCGUCCGAACCAGUGGACAGAGGAGUUUGGCAGCUGCAAGUCCAGCCCAAGCCUUUCUCUGGCAUGGCGUUCCCCCCAGUGCAUAAAACUGCCCAACAAUCCAGACUGAUGUUUCUGCAAAGAAAUUACAAGAUGCUGUUUAAAGUAGGUUGAUUGCAACAAUUACAUACUAAAACAAAACACAGCACACUUAUUAGGAAAAGUGUACUUAUUACGUGAAACCAACAGUCAGUUCAGUAAAAUGCACGAAUGUGUACUUUAUGGUUAUCAUUUGUUAAAUUUACAACACAGUAUGUAGUCAGAAUCAUAAUCUGGCUGCAGUAACAUUUUUUUAUACAUAUAUAGGAGACUUGUUUACAUACAAAUUAUACAUGUAUUUAUUUCUCUUUCGCUGUAUUAUUUGUAUGAAGAAAACCUAAUAUAAAUAAAUAAAUCAUUUGUCGUGCAAUUUAUUUUUAUGUGCAAUUAUAUUUGUGUUUAAAAUGUAAUAACAGUUUCUAAUACAACAUAUUAUCUAUUAUUUAAUAAUAGGUGUUAAGUUUAAUUCCCAGUUUACAAAGACGUGGCAAACUCUCACCAGAGUUGUCAUUUUAAAUUUGUAAUCGCCGCAGAUAUUUAUCACUAAUCACUAAAUAAAUAAAUGGUUGGAAUGUUUUUAUUUAUUUAUUUAUUUUUUUAAAGCAGCCACUAAACAGAAUCCCGUGUGAUGCCAUGGACAGUGUGGAGAUGGAAUCUGUCCCAAUUAAAGAGGAGUUCCCUGAACUUGAACUUGUUCCCUUUAGUGUGGAGUUCUCUGGGCUGGCUUGCCUCCCCAUUAAACAGGAGCUCUGUGAAAUGGAAUGUGACAGCAGUCAGCCAGACGUCUCUGAGAUUAAAGCUGAGCCCAAUGAAUUGGAGAUCCCCCAUACAGAAGAACUGCUUCCUGUUAAACAAGAAAAGGCACUGGAAAUUAAACAGGAGCACCUGAAAGUAGAGUUUGACUACAUGGAACCAGGGAAGGAAGAAUCUGAGGACUUCAAACCAAACAUCCUUGAGCUGGCGCCUGUAUGCCUACAAGAGUGUAGCGUGGUGCUGGAGAGAAUCUGCGUGAGAGAGCAAGGUGCUGGAGAGAAAGGCUCUCCCAACAGCACACAAGAUGGAAAGGAAGACAGGCGGUCAUAUUCAGAAUGCAGUCUAGCAGGUUCCAGUCCAGCAGCUACAGCAAGGGCGGGUGGUGGAGAAUAUCCUGACUGUUGGAAAGGUUUCACCCAGUUAGGGCAUUUUAAAACACACCAGCAAAUUCACACAGGAGAGAAACCAUAUUUCUGCUCUGACUGUGGAAAGCGUUUCACUCACUCGGGAAUCGUGAAAGCACACAAGCGAAUUCACACAGGCGAGAAACCGUAUCCCUGCUCUGACUGUGGGAAGAGUUUCAGACAGUCAGGAGACCUGAAAACACACCAGCGAAUUCACACAGGAGAGAAACCGUAUUGCUGCUCUGACUGUGGGAAGUGUUUCAGUCACUCUGGAAUCCUGAAAGCACACAAGCGAAUUCACACAGGCGAGAAACCGUAUCCCUGCUCUGACUGUGGAAAGAGUUUCAAUCAGUGUGAACACCUGAAAAAACACCAGCGAAUUCACACAGGGGAGAAACCGUAUUGUUGCUCUGAAUGUGGGAAGAGUUUCAAAGAUUCAGGAGACCUGAAAAAACACCAGCGUAUUCACACAGGAAAGAAACCGUAUUGCUGCUCUCAAUGUGGGAAAAGUUUCAGUGACUCUGGAACUCUGAAAAAACACCAGCGAAUUCACAGAGGAGAAAAAACAUAUUGCUGCUCUGACUGUGGAAAGCGUUUCAGACAGUCACAACACCUGAAAACACACCAGCGAAUUCACACAGGAGAGAAACCGUAUCUCUGCUCUGACUGUGGGAAGUGUUUCAGAGAUUCAGGAGACCUUAAAAAACACCAGCGAAUUCACACAGGAGAGAAACCAUAUAGCUGCUCUGACUGUGGGAAGAGUUUCAGCCAGUCACACAGCCUUGUUUCACACCAGCGAAUUCACACAGGAGAGAAACCGUAUCUCUGCUCUGACUGUGGGAAUAGUUUCAGAGAUUCAGGAAACCUGAAAAAACACCAGCGAAUUCACAAAAGAUAGAAACUUUGAAGACCAUGUUCAAUGGGACUUUUCACUCAUUUGGGGGGGGGGGGAGGCAUUAACCUUGCAUUAUGAGUCCCUGUGUAAUAGUAAUCUUUUUAUAUCACUCUUAACAGCAGGCAUUUUAAAUGGUAAAGGUGCAGUCAGUGCCUGGGAGCAGGAAUAUGCAGAAAGGAAACAAUUCCGCAACUUAUCUGAUAUACAAGUCAGUAGAAAUCAAAAACUUGUGGAUUUAAAUUUAAAUUUGAUUAAUUUGAAAAUAAAUUAAUUGAUCGGAAUAAGUAUCCUGACUCUGUUGUAUAGCAUCCAUAGAGACAAGACUGCACCGUCCUUACUGGGCAAUUGCCUGGAUGAUUUGUCUUGUAAAUUCAUCACUUUUCUAAAAUGAAUGAAAAAUGAUAUUAUGACAUGCAUCACUGAAUAUUGUGUGACGUAUAGGUUUGCAAUGUGCAUUGUCCAUGCUUUUUAUUUUUACCUGCUUUUAAAUUGCCCCAAAUAAUACAAGUGUGGCAAGCAUGUGUGUGAUCUUAGAUAUAGAAAGGCAAGUAAAAGAGUGGGGAGGGUCUAUAGAUUUUGCAAAGGAUUUAUGUACCUUUAGUAUAGAUAGAUAUAUACCAGUGUGUGAUGGGGUGCAGCCUAUUUUGUGGUGGUUUUGUGUUUUUUGUAUUGUUUAGAGUGGAUAUGAGUGAGUUUGGGGUGUGGUUCAGUGAAUUUGUGUGAGGAAUGUGUGGAAUGUGCCUGGGCUAAUGAGGUGCGAAUUGCCCAAUUAGCCCAGGCACCUGUAUAAAAGGGAGUGGUUGGGUAUGUUAGUGGGUGAGUGUUUGGAACAGUGAAAAGACGUGUGUGAGAGAGUGAGUGAUUCUUUCUGUAUAGUUUAUGUUUAAAGCCUGUUUUUGUGUUUGUCUUUUUGGUUGGCCACCGUGCCUUUUUAUUUGUGUUUUGUCAAUUAAAAUAUUUUGGUUUCACUGCAUUUUCUGUCUCCGAGUCUUCCCUCUGCUGCUAUCCUGCCACACAGUGCUAGACUGGGUCCUUGUUAAAUUGUGUAGUGAGGCCAUUUGUGCAAUCAGAGUUCUCAUGAGACUUGACUAUACAAUUAACCCUUAACACUAGAAAGACCGAAGAUAUAGUCAUACCUAGAAGCCCCGCAGCAGUCUUUCUGACAACUGUAUUCAAAACACUGUACAUAGUAUAACUAAAGGAGAAACAGUUGGAUGUAAUUUGUUUAUUUUUUUUUUAUUCAUCAUCUGAACAACCGAUGCAUAUAUAUGUGUGUGUGUGUGUGUGUGUGUGUGUGUGUGUGAGACAAGCAGACUGUAGUGGAUGACUUCAGACCAGAAAGGAAUACACAGAGACAGUAGUGGAGUUGAAACUGAAAACGCAAAUGGCAGCACUCAAUAGGUUUAAGAAACAAUUAAAAUAAAAGGUUGACCAAAACAGAACACCGCACUUUAAACCAAAAUAAAUAGACGAACAAAACGGAUUAACACUAAACAAACAGGGACGGACAGACAAACAAACACGAUGAGUCAAAACAAACAAGUAUCGUAAAUAGCAAUUGUUCUGAAUUAUUUUGAAUGAUUUUACUUUAUUUUACUCCUCUCUCUCCCAUUCACGACUCACCGAACACCCAACCCCGAGUGAAUGAAAUGUGCAUCUAUAUACACUGUUGUGCCGGGAUUCAAUUACUAAUCAAUUAUUCACUUGAAUCCCAGCACAUGAAUUAAUUAUGUGCAACCUCGUGCUCACAUAUUAAAUACUUUAAAUGCACAUGAAGUGAUGUGCAAUCCCAUGCCUAAAUACAAUUAUACAUUUUAAAUAACUCGUGCUGCACACACCCAUUUAUAUCCCGUGCAGCCAUCUCUUUACACCAACAUUAACACACCACACACAACAUAAAACACAAGAAUACACACAGGGGCGGGGCACAUUGCCACAAUAUAUAUAUAUGAACAUUUAUUUUACAAACCAAAACAAGAAAAUGUAAAUAAAUAAACAUCUGAACAGACAUCGGUUUACAACAUACAUAUUUAUAAAACUGAAACGAUAGCAAUACAUUUUGAACUUUUGAACAGCAAUCGGUUUAUUAUCAGAUGAGCAAAAACAACUGAACAACAUAGAUAAAAAAAAACAUUUUACAGAAGCACACAACACAAGAAGCUAUAAAAAAAAAAAGUUAAUUUCCUUUUCUUUUUUUCGAUUUUUCCGUAAAGGUAUUCCUUUACCUUAAGUCUAAGGCUGUUCACAAUCGACACAGAUAAUACGCUUCUCCACGCCGCCUUUCUGCACAGGGCACAGCUGUCUGAAGUUUUAUUUUUAUUGCACUUUCCAACCUGGCAUUGGCGUUUCUUGCGGCUCACAGUGGGGUUGCCAGCUUCAGCUGUGGGUACACGCUUGGCAGUCUCCCUCUGUUCCAAAUGCUUCUUGUGAAGUUGCUGUGCUAAUUGUAAAAUAUAUUCUCUCCUUGGUAAAUUCUUCUCCGUGCAUCCUUUGUAAAGUACCCAUUAGUUGAUGGCUGCUAGGUCCAAUACAUUGUAAAACACCUGAACAGACCACCGUCGGGAGCCAGCUUUCACGGCAUACUUCCGUGCCAUCUGAUCCAAAACAACUCCAUAUUUUGUUGCGUUGUAAAACUCCACGGUCUCUGGUAUUUAUUUUUACUAGUCCCAAUGCUAAUUGACUGACCAAAGCAGCGCAGCUGACAGGCAAGCGCCAGCCUUUGAAAAGGCUGACUGAAAAACAUGACUGUCAGUCAUUUUACUCAGGCAGAGAGUAGAGACUAAUCUAAUUACAGCUAAACACAUUGCAGACUGUUAAAUAAAAAUAAUAAAGUAAAAUACUGUGCUGUAUAAUCAAAAUACAGUUCUUUUCUGUGUGGCUGUCAAUGUGACUGCUCCUGGGGCUUUUAGGUAUAAUGUAAUGUAUCUCCUUUAUUUCUGCACUCCCACGUUUCAUGCUUUGUGAGAAUAUUUAAUACAUACAGACAGAAAGGUACACGAACGCAGAGCCCCAUAUGUGUUACACGACUGGAGAAAAUUACAUUUUAAAACCAAAAACCGCCAAAAUGACUGCCACGGGGCUUCUAGUGUGAAAAGUGUGCUGAUUUAACAAUUGAUUAAUAGGGCUGCAGUGAAGGGUACAUUUUGACCUUUGAAGGUUCAGAACACAUUACCGAAGGAAGAACCUUCAAUGGUACUAAUUUGCAUCUACUGAUUAUGUCACCAUAGCUACUUGUUUAUAUUGGAUUGAAAAUCCUGUUAUUUUACAGGUAAUCCAUAUAAAUGGAAUAAAACACACAUGUAGUUUAAAAUACGUUAUAUAGAACAGUAAUCAUGUUUUUAUAAUUUAAAUAAAAAUACACAUUGUUUAUUUAUACAUAAUUGAUGCUGCUUGCGAUAUAUACAGUAAGCUUGCAUUGCACCAGCAUCUUGGCAGCCAAUUAAAAUAAUUGCAGCUGACAAAGCUUUGUUUAACAGUCACUGUUCCAAGCAGGUUAUCGGUCACAGUCAUAUUUUACUACUACUAAAAAUAAAAAUAAUAAUAUGAACUUAGGCUUGUCAAGUAACCCUGGAGAUUGGUUGUGCCCCCAUGAUACAGCAACAGUCGCUUGCACAGUUUGCAUUCAAUCUUUUUUUGGUCAUCUGGGCAUUUAAUAAAAAAAUCCCAAACAGCAGAUGGGUUUUGAGACAUUUCUUUCAAUACAACUUACGCUAUACAACUCUUUGCUGUCGAGAUGGUGAAUGAAGAAAUUAAAGUUCUGCCUCCUGGAUACACAAGCUGGAGGGGGGAAAUUAAAAUUAUUAGUGUUAGCGUAUAUUCUGUUUGUUUCAAACAUAUUCUACCACAGCACUUCUCUUACACUGUCUUGUACACUAGGUAUUCAGUACAUAUUUUACUGAAGCACUACAACCGCUAUAGGUACCUACCAGUGCUUUGGCAUAAUGUACCCUCGGGUGUGCAAUUCGUAUCACCCAAUGCCCGGGACAACAAGUUCUACUUUGUCCAUCAGACAAGUAGUUUUUAUGUGUUUAUGUUCUGUUGCUAGAAAGACACUACGUGUAUAUUUCUAGAGAGUCGCACAAGGUUCUGAAAACGGAAUUGCGGAAGUCUAGCACCAAAGCGCAAACAUUUAAAAACGUUAAACGUUAAAUUUAGAAUCCAAUUAUUUUUACUCCUGAUUUUCUCCCAAUUUGGAAUGCCCAAUUAUUAUUAUUAUUAUUCUCCUUCACCACGGCAAUUGCCCACACAGCUCAGGGACUUAGUGGGCACCUCUCCAAUCCUGGGAACGCCAAAGCCAAUGCGGUGCCCCCCUCCCAGAGUCCCCAGUGAAGACCGACUGCCUUGCACAACCAGGAUUUGACCUUGUGAUCUCUGGUAGUAUGACUCGCCCUGCAUGCUGAGCGGCAGUGCUUUUACUAGGUGAGCCUUCGGGGACUAACUAAGAGGACUUCAAACUGGCAUGCUCCACCUGGGUCGGAACCUACACGUGUCAGGACCCAGUGUCAUACGGGUCAGCUACGUGAUGUCGCACUACUUUUGAUAAAGCAGGUUUCACCUGGGUGACAGAAGCAAGUAAACAAUGCACAUAUCAAUGCCCCAGAAGCAACUUGUUACUGACGCUUCCAUCCAAGCUUCUCUGGAUUAAACCGUCAGCCCAAAUGUUGAUUAGAGCAAACAUUUCUUCAUCACUGCUGCAAUUUGGCUCACUGUGUAUUAAGCAACAAAAAUAUGGCUAAAAAACGUUCCUUGCGGAAGUGAAACAAAGAAGAGAGCUCGAGCUGGCAACAGUAAAAACAGCAGAAGGUUUUGGUUCUUGAGAGAGAGAGGAGUCAGUAGUACACUUAAGAGGGACAUCAUUAACCAGCAAGGUUUAUUGUUUUAGAGGCGUGGGUCACGGCUGGCAGUGACUAAAUAAAUACCUGUAAAUAAUAAACUGUGAAUUCGAGAACUGCAAUCCCUGUCUCCGUCUGUCUUCAUUUUCACACAACGUUACAGUAUCGGCGGAUUAGAAAAAAUGAUCGUACUUAUUCUUUUUUUUUUAUUUUACACGCUUCUCUCGCUCUCGCUCGCUCCUCCGAACACCCACCCAGAGAAGGGAGAACUGGAGGCUUUUAUUUACUAUGGCCGAGGGGUUAACUAUCUCAUCACCCCUCGGCCACAAUCUGCACAAGUAUUUUUAAAUACUACUGACAGAGGACGAGCUGUCGACUUUGCCUCUGCCAGAACACAUUUAAAUAAAAAUAACAAAACAUGGCUUCGCCCUGUUACAGGAAGUUUAAAAAAAAAAUAAAAUAAAAAAUGUAAAAUUUAUGUUAGAAGCAUUUCAAGACAAACUUUCCCUGGCAAAAACUGUAAAAAAAUAUUUAGAUUUUUAGUGUUGCUAUCCUAGUUUAGUAUCUACCAUAUUGUGGCAAUGUACCCCGCCCCUGUGUGCAUUUCUGUGUUAUAUGUUGCUUGUGGUGUGUUAAUGUUGGUGCAUAGAUAUGGCUGCAUGGGAUAUAAAUGGGUGUGUGUAGCAAAAGUUAUUUAAAAUAUAUAAUUAGAUUUAGGCACGGGGAUUGCACUUCACUUCACGUGCAUUUAAAGUACUUUAAUAUGUGAACACGGGGUUUUCACAGAUUAGUUCACAUGCUGGGAUUCAAGUGAAUAAUUAAUUGGUAAUUGAAUCCCAGCACAAUUCACAUUUCAUUCACUCGGGGUUGUGUGUUCGGGGAAGGAACAGGAGAGAGUGAGGAGAUAAUUAAAGUAUAAAAAGCAAUUGCUACGUGGUACGUGUUUGUUUAGUAUUCGUCCCUGUUUGUUAGUGUCUGUUCGUUUUGUUUGUCUGUUUAUUUUGGCUAAAGUGCCGUGUCCUGAGUUUUGUUCAAACCUUUUUAUUUAUAAUAAACCGCGCCACAGCGCUUUCAUUCAUUAUUUUCACUCGCAGUGCUGUGUGUUCAUUUCUGGUCUGAGGUCAUCACUAAAGCCAGCCUGUCACACACAUUUACAUUUUUUUUUUUUUUUUUUAGAUUUAAACCCUAUAUUAAAAAAAAUACUUUUUUUUACUAGAUUUGAACAAAGUGGUAUUAGUUAUUUAUUGGACAUGCACAAUCCAUUGAUUUGAAAAACUAUUGAAAGAAGUGUAUAAUAGAAAUAAACAAAAGAAACAAACUACAGUCAGCACUCACAUAUCUGACCCUAUAACAUUUUGACUUCAGUGAAGGUUAAACGAGUGUGACGCAUAUCUGAUUAUUUCAUAUGAUUUGACGUGUAUGAAAUUUGUUAGUGCACGAGUUGGGGGAAUAACACAUCAGUAAAAGACAAACUUGUCAUUUUUUUCAGGGAACACAAAAAAGAUACAAUGUCAAAAAUGCAUAGCUGAAAUGAAUGUUUUAAAAUAAACAGGCUUCCAUGUAGAUGUACUACGUGUAUCUGUGUAACAGAUAUCUGAGUGCUGACUGUAUUUAGUCUUUGCAGAAUUUGAUGGAGCCUACUGUAAAUAUUGCAUGCAUUUUAGUAGAAAUACUGUAAAAAAAGCGAGAAACUUGACAGGUUGUACCUUUACAAAUCUGGGAUUCAACAGUUACAAAACUGAAAGAACCUCAAUAAAAAUCAGAAUUCCACAAAGCAGCAGUAAUAGUUGGCAAU